Molecule: messenger RNA, 1848 nt
Organism: Abrus precatorius (Indian licorice)
Lineage: Eukaryota; Viridiplantae; Streptophyta; Magnoliopsida; Fabales; Fabaceae
Product: sugar transporter ERD6-like 7
Exons: 18
Coding region: 193-1614 (473 amino acids)
Biological process (GO): carbohydrate transport; transmembrane transport
Cellular component (GO): membrane
Molecular function (GO): sugar transmembrane transporter activity
Source: RefSeq, a predicted model, not a curated record
AUAUUAAAAAAUGUUAUAAAAAUAGUAUAACUCUAACUUUUAUCCCUUCCCUGGUGAUUUAGAAGAGUAAAAAGAUUUCUUGCUCACAUAGCAGCAUGUGAGUCUUUUGCUAGGCCUUUCUUAUAUAUACACAACAUCGUAGUAAUAGUAAUACACACCAAGGAACUAGUGAUUACGUAAAGAAGUGAGGACAUGGCAAAGAAAGAGGAUGGAAUCAGAGAGCCACUGGUGGAGGGACUGGAGAACCAGCUUGUCCAUGCAAGCAAAGGGCAUCCAUGGAUGGUUUACUUCACUACAUUUGUCGCAGUCUGUGGUUCUUAUGAGUUUGGAACUUGUGCUGGAUAUUCGUCUCCCACUCAAGAUGCUAUUAGGAAGGAUCUCAAUUUAUCUUUGGCGGAGUACUCCUUGUUUGGCUCCAUCUUGACUUUUGGUGCAAUGAUUGGGGCAAUAACAAGUGGGCCUAUUGCUGAUUUUAUUGGACGAAAAGGGGCAAUGAGAGUGUCAAGUGCUUUCUGUGUCGCAGGGUGGCUUGUUAUAUACUUUUCUGAGGGUCCAGUGCCUUUGGACAUUGGGAGACUAGCAACAGGAUAUGGAAUGGGAGUUUUUUCAUAUGUGGUUCCUGUCUUUGUAGCAGAAAUUGCACCUAAAGAACUCCGGGGGGCACUGACUACCUUAAAUCAGUUUAUGAUUGUUGCUGCAGUGUCGGUGUCAUUCGUAAUUGGAAAUGUACUUUCAUGGAGGGCUUUAGCUUUAACUGGCCUCAUUCCCACUUCUGUAUUGCUUUUGGGUCUGUUUUUUAUUCCAGAGUCUCCUAGAUGGCUGGCAAAGAGAGGGCGUCAUAAAGAUUUUGAGGCAGCACUUCAGGUACUUCGUGGCAAAGAUGCUGAUAUAUCUGAAGAGGCAGAGGAAAUUCAGGAUUAUAUAACUUCUUUAGAACGGCUCCCAAAAUCCAAGCUGCUGGAAUUGUUUCAAAGAAGAUAUUUGCGCUCAGUCACUAUUGGAAUAGGACUUAUGGUCUGCCAGCAAUUUGGGGGUAUCAAUGGAAUUUGCUUUUAUACCAGCAGUAUUUUUGAGCUAGCAGGAUUUUCUCCCACCAUCGGGACUAUAAUAUAUGCUUGCCUUCAGAUUGUGAUCACAGGUAUUGGAGCAGCCUUCAUAGAUAAAGCAGGCAGGAAGCCCCUACUAUUGGUAGAUUCAAAUCACAAAACAUUAUCUGGAUCAGGAUUGGUCGCCGGAUGUAUAUUUGCAGCAGUUGCAUUCUAUCUCAAGGUUCACGAGGUGGGUUUGGCGGCUGUCCCAGGGCUCGUUUUAACAGGCAUACUGGUCUACAUUGGAUCAUUUUCAAUAGGAAUGGGAGCAAUUCCAUGGGUUGUAAUGUCUGAGAUAUUUCCUGUCAAUAUUAAAGGGCUGGCAGGAAGCAUGGCCACAUUAGUGAACUGGUUUGGAGCAUGGCUAUGUUCUUAUACUUUCAACUUUCUCAUGAGCUGGAACCCUUCCGGUACCUUCAUUCUUUAUGCUGCAAUCAAUGCACUAGCUAUAUUAUUUAUAGUUGUAGUGGUGCCAGAAACCAAGGGUAAAAGCCUGGAACAAUUACAAGCAGCCAUUAACUCGUAGGAAGCUGGAGUUUUGUAAUUUGCAGUGUCUGGUGGGGAAAAAAAAAUGCAGUUUGAUGAUUUAAUCACUAGCCAUAUUAUUUAUUGUUGCUUUGCUUCUGUAUUAAUGAUUAAAUUCGUUCUCAAGUUUUACAGUUCACACUGGUUGUCUUAAUGUCAAUGAUUCGUGAAAUAAACUCCAAGGCAGCAAUGUAGAAUCUGCAGUUGCACUUUAUCUCCAAUAAAAGAGAGAGGA